Molecule: messenger RNA, 1185 nt
Organism: Priapulus caudatus
Lineage: Eukaryota; Metazoa; Priapulida; Priapulimorpha; Priapulimorphida; Priapulidae
Product: sodium channel protein 1 brain-like
Exons: 1
Coding region: 1-1185 (394 amino acids)
Biological process (GO): neuronal action potential; sodium ion transmembrane transport; membrane depolarization during action potential
Cellular component (GO): plasma membrane; voltage-gated sodium channel complex
Molecular function (GO): voltage-gated sodium channel activity; calcium ion binding
Source: RefSeq, a predicted model, not a curated record
AUGCUCAUCCUCAUUGCAGCCCUGAUGCUGGACGACCUCAUCAGGAACGUGUUUGUCACUCCGACACUGCUGCGUGUCAUCCGAGUCUUCCGCAUCGGCCGCGUUCUCCGUCUCAUCAAGGCUGCGAAGGGCAUCCGCAAGCUGCUGUUCGCCCUCAUCAUCUCGCUGCCGGCGCUCUUCAACAUCGGCGCACUGCUAUUUUUGAUAAUGUUCAUCUACGCGAUCAUCGGCAUGACGUCAUUCGGCAAUCUUCGGCUCGGCGGCGCGCUCAACGAGGUCGUGAACUUCCAGACGUUCGGCAACAGCAUGGUGCUGCUGUUCCGUUUGUGCACGUCGGCCGGAUGGAACGACGUGCUCGAGCCGCUGCUGAGGACGCCCGGAUGCGAUCCGGAUUUCUCCGGACUGCCGACGUACGAGGCGGGCGGAUGCGGAUCGCCGUGGCUUGCCGUGCCGUAUCUCACGUCGUACAUCCUCAUUGCCUUCAUGAUCAUCAUUAACAUGUACAUCGCCAUCAUACUCGAGAACUUCAACCUCGCGCAUGCGCAAGAGGAGGUCGGCAUCACCGAGGACGACAUCGACAUGUUCUACGCGCACUGGUCACGCUUCGACCAGAACGCGACGCAGCUGAUCAACUUCAGCGAACUGUCAGACUUCGUAGCCGGCCUCGAUCCGCCCUUCUGCAUCCCGAAACCGAACAACAUCGCGCUGACGUCUUUCAACCUGCCGAUCGUCGAGGGCGACAAGCUGCACUGUCUCGACGUCAUACGCGCGCUGACGAAGUUUGCGAUGAGCGACGUUGAGGAGACGGCCGAGUUCGCGAUGCUGCAGUCCAACAUCGAGGACAAGUUCAAGGAAGCGUUCCCGACUCGUAGGAAGAUCAUCAUCGUCUCGUCGACGAUGGACCGCAAGCGCGAGGACCGCGCUGCCAAGUCGAUCCAGCACGCGUGGCGACGGUGGCGCUCGCGCGACGAGGCGGCCAACUCGACUCCGUCAAUCAACGCGCUCGCGGCCGCCGCGACGCCGUCGCUCUUCCGCAAGGCGGCGAUGAAGCGAUUCCUGCGCACGCCCACUUCGCAGCGCCGCAGCCGCUCGCCCUCGCCCAGCCGGCGGCAGGGCCUCUCACGCAACGACAGCAGCCGCACGGCGUCGCAGCGAUCGCUCGCCGUGCCCGUCAGCACCGUGUAG